AUGGCAGAGCAGAGCAACCGCGAUGUGGUAGAUCAGACCCUGUCGGGCGGCGAGCCCUCGCCUUCCGACGUUCCUGCGAGUACCAACGACAAUCUAUCUGCUGGAGGGGACGCAGGGAAGACCGAACAUAUCGCAAUGAACAACGCUACAUCAAACAACUCACGCUUGAACCAGCAGAACCACGAGACCACCGACAUGCUUGAUUCACGAGGGGAACGGACUGGAAGUGACAAAGAUCCUGUGGGCUCUGUGACAGAUAAUAGCAAACAGGGCGCUGGAGUUGUUGCGACAAGGGUCCUUGAACUAAACGGAAUUGCAUCGGCAUCGGAUGGCGGAGAUGAUACAGCGUCACAAGGUGGUUCGGAAUCUGAUGCAAGUCGAACGGAUAGCAGAAACCAUGCGCGAAGUGGCUCUGUCAAAAAGCCAGGCUCAUUCAAGCCUGUUUCCUUCGCCAAGUUCUCAGUACCCAAGGUUGCGGGAGCUCCAACACCCCCGAAGGCCCCUGAGAAGGUGCCUUCAGCUUCAAGUACACCACUCGGUACCCCGCAGCCAAGCUCUCGACCACGACUUGUCGCAAAGACUACCGCCGGGAUGCGUGAUUCGUUUUCAAAGACUGGGGCAGGCGGAGGCAAUACUGGUGGAUCAGGUCCUGAUCCCAACCAGGUCUGGAACAAGAAUCGGCCUGUCCAGCCUCCUCCACCGAAGCACUUGACCGACGAAGAGUUGAAGCAGCAAUACGGCAUUCAUAUGACUUCGCGUAUCCAAGAAGAUGGUGCUGUUAGCUCUGAAGCGAAAUGGGCGGAUAUCGAUGAUGACGAAGAUGAUUGGGCCCCCGAGACGAUCGAGUGGACAGAUGGAACUAAGGUCACUCUCACUCACACUGACCCUCCACCAGCUCCCAAUCAGCCAGAACCUAAGGAGGCGCCUUCUGCAGAACAUCCGCCCGCUACGAAAGAGCCUCUUAAGUUUGCACCGAAACCAACGACGUCAAUCGGACCAAAUCCCACCAUUCUCAAACUAGGAGCGAAUGCUGAACGUCAGGCAAGGACUGCAAGUGCUUCGUCCAAGGGCACAAAUGACAAUGUCCAAUCUAGCUCUACGAGCCCAGCACCACCCUCCAAGUCUCCAUGGGCCACCUUACCACCGGUUGAAAGAGUUUCUCCAGUCAGUGCUCCGAUGCAGCCUCCUCCUCAUCAGCUGCGCAUGCCUAUGAGCCAUUCUCAGGGUCCGAGAGAUGAGGGAUAUCAUGGCCAAUUACCACCAAAGGAGAUUGCAGCAGACGAUUUCAACCGCACAUGGAAAGAUACCCAGUCAGGUGCUCCUCGAGAACUCUACAAUUCUCGAUCCGGCCGGUAUGAGCCAGUGGCAGAUACUCGGAGACCAUCAUGGCGUCCUGACCAGCAUCCUCGAGCCCCUGCUGUGUUGCAGAGAGCAAAUGAGCACUCAGGUGGGCCAGCCGAACCAUCUGCUGCAUUCCAAACGCACAGAUCCAGCCACCAGGAUGGUCCAGGUUGGGGUCGUCGUCGAACAUCGUCGAAUGUGAGCGGUGGAAGUGGAGGGUAUGGUCGUAGGAUGUCUUUCGGCCGACCCGAUGCACCCCCAAGAUUUAACGAUGUUCGAAGAGGCUCGCAGGUGAAUGGAAUGGUGGAUCCAGCCUUAAUCGAUCGGGAGCAGCCCCACGGGAAAGAUGAGAUGCAUUCAUCUGGGCCCAACGGGACAGCGCGUUCGGUUGUUGAUGUAGGUGACUCUCCUGCGGAGGCACAGGUACCAGUUCCUCAAAUACCCCAGGAGGAUCCUGUUGCUAUGCAAGAGCGUAUCAUGAAGGAGAAGCGUCUAGAGGCGCGGCAGCGAAGAAUUGAACAAGAGGAGAAGGAGGAUGCGGCUAAAAGGGAGAGGAUAAGACAGCGACUCGAAGCAAUGGGUCCUGCACCAGAGAAGAAGAUUCCGGAAAAUCGCAAUUCUCACUCUCAAUCCCAUCAGCAAACUCAUCCUCUUCACCAUCCUCCCCCGCCAUCUCCCUCGCAACUUCACCAUCACCCUGCCUCCGCCAUCUCUUCACCUCCAAAGCCCCCGGUCCCUGAGCCAUCUGGCGAACCCAAACAGUAUGGUAUGAUGAAAGUACACCAUCCCGAUUCUGUCAAGAAACUCGUGGCUUCACAUGAUCGUGAGCGGACUUCCGACAAACAUCAUCCUCGACACGUUCCUUCACCAAACCAACAGAAGCGUGACCACCCUUCUGCACCUGGUGGCCAAGAUCAAACCGAGUCGCAGUCCCCAGUUCAGAACAAAGCUGAUACGAAACCCGAAGAGCAGCAUGGUCCCCAGUGGCGUGCCAAUCUGAAUGUUUCUCACUCUCCUUGGUCUACAAACCCUAACAUUGGGGUGAAUCCUCCUUCUGUCAACAACCCUUGGAAGCCUCUGGGAAGUGACCGAACUCUCACUCUCGGCAACGGUAUUUUCGAUCAGCCUUUGGGCUUUGCAUCUCGUGAAGUUCCUCUUCGCAGUCAACUCGGGUUAGAUCAAGCAACGAUGCCUGCACCCAACUUCCCUGGCCCUCAAGAGCCAAACGUUCCUACCCUUCCGUCGCCUGAGACCAAACACCCCUCUCUUGACAAGAUGACUCCUAUCGGCCACCCUCGUCCUAUUGGACCUCCGAGCUCACAGCAAAAUCACGCAGCAGCUUUGAAGGCUUGGAACAAUUUCCACGAGGUUGCCGCUAAACAAGAGGCCGAGGAUGCGCGCAACUUUAUGGCCCAAUUCAAGGAAAAACGCGAGAAGGGAAUCACCAGGCCCAUCAUCCUCAACGAGACUUGGAAUCAGGUUCGAGUCAACGAGGACGGCUCGCGCAAGGUCAUUAAGACUACCGAGAGAACCCAUUCCAAUGUUAAGGAUACUGUUGCCCCUUCGAACCCACUGACCGAGCUUGAUACCCCCGCGGAUGGCUUUGUCAAUGCUGAGCCCAAUGCACGCACCGCACCUACUCGCAGCUCGCGCUUUUUCCCUCAGGGCACCGAACAGCAGAAGCGCCAGGUUACCGAGAAGGAGCGCAGCCCUUCUCCACCUCCUCCGGAGGAAAUGUCCAGCCACCAUCCUGUUUACUUUGGAGACUCGGAUCGUCCUCUUGUCCAUCUGCCUACCCCGAAGCCUCCCAAGCCUGUUGUAAAGUUGCCCCCUAAGGCAGCCGCAGCCGCCACUGCUACUGCUACCGUUGCUGCUCCCGCCCCCGCAGCCGCAGCCGCAGCCCCGGCUCCUUCUUUCGCGUCCAUGGCAGCAGCCCCACCACGAAAGGCUGCUCCCUCUGCGCCCUCUGCUCCCUCCGCUUCAAAUGCUGUCUCAUGGCAAGCCAAAUUUGAUGAUCUCUUCGGCAAGUCCACGCCACCUGAUAGGAAGAGUGUCCUGGCUGUUACUUCUGCUUCCAAGGAGCCUCUCCCUGUCCACGUUUCCGGAGCCGCUGUCUCUUUACCCCGAGUUGUCGUCGAUUCGCAGCCCGGAGAUGGCGAUCUCGCUGUCCGCCAGGUUGAAGAGCAGGAUGAGAUGUUUGAGGACCGCGAGCCGGGCUCUCUGCCUGCUGUUCGUGUGCCUCCUAUGGCACCUCCCAUGGCAUGGGCCCCAGUGAAGUCUCGUUACAAGAACACCAAGCCGGUAAACGCCCAGAGCCUCCGAGUUUUCCUAGUCGGAGCAAAUGACAUUGACCACCAUGGCAAUACUCGAGUUACAAUUCGUGUCCCCGGUGGCACCCCUACUCAAGUUUUGCUCCCCAGGAAGGCUGGAACCCUUACUCCUCGUCAUCACAACCCCGCCAACCCCAGCAAACCUCGCAAGACAAAUAAUAAGUCUCGAGAUGCUGCUGGCGGGGGUCCCAAGAAGUCCGGCCCUCAAGGCUCUUCUCAAGGCACUUCUGGAUCACGAUACCGAGGCUGGAGCCCUGAAACCAAAUAG
Messenger RNA from Penicillium antarcticum, 3939 nucleotides. RefSeq lists its product as uncharacterized. The record is from RefSeq and is a predicted model, not a curated record. Bases 1 to 3939 code for a protein of 1312 amino acids. The transcript is spliced from 4 exons. NCBI's taxonomy places the organism in Eukaryota, Fungi, Ascomycota, Eurotiomycetes, Eurotiales, Aspergillaceae.